This is a messenger RNA of Lutra lutra (Eurasian river otter), 586 nucleotides long. RefSeq names its product insulin-like. Lineage: Eukaryota; Metazoa; Chordata; Mammalia; Carnivora; Mustelidae. The transcript has 2 exons. The coding region runs from base 83 to 559 and encodes 158 amino acids. The record is from RefSeq and is a predicted model, not a curated record.
GGCAAAACUAAUUUCAGUUGGCAUUUGAGCAGGUGGUGUGCUCAGCGGAGGAGAGCCUCUCCCGCUUCUAGGGGCUAUUAUAAUGCACACUCUAAAAGUGCCCUUCGUCGUCUCUCCAGCCUCAGCCUCGUCCCCCUCCUCCUCCACGUCAACCCGGCUGGAGGGUCUGGGCGCCGCAGCCAGAGCGCCCCCUACUUUGGCGGCGACUGCUAAUACUGGCCUGGCCAGCGGAUCACCGGCUGGGCAGCUUCAGCAGAGAGGCCUGGGCACCAGGGACUCCCCGGUCCUCUUUAUCCACCGCCCGGGGACUUCGGGGACUACGCAGCGACUAGAGUACAGGGGCCGAAGAGUCACUGCGGAACUCCCAGAGGAAGAAGUGGCCCCCCAGCCCCAAGGCCCCACAUCUCAUCCGGCAGAGCCCCCUGCCCAGCCUGCCUCCCAGCCGGAGCCGCAGCCCCCGCAGCUGGAGCCGCAGGCGGCCAGAGCCACCAGAGAACCCAGCCCGGAGCUGCGCUGCUGCGGCCUGAGGCCCAGGCAGUCCCAGCGAGCUCAGAACUGAGGCGGGCGGCCAGCCCCAGCCCCGCAA